UAUUAUUUGAAAAAAACUUUGAAGUUUAUGAGAAGUUUUUUACCAUAUGGUUGUUCACCAUUACAAAUUUUUUCAAAAGAAUUAUCUAGUGCUCAUUUUUUAUUUAAAUUAAUAAAUGAUUAUAAUCAUUUUGUUAAUCUUAUAUUUUAUAAUUUAUUAAAACAUGAAUCAUACUUGUGUAAAAAUUUCAAUUAUAAUAUCAUAUCUAAAUCUAAUUAUAUCAAAAUAUCUGGUGAGAAAAAAAAAAAUUCUCAAAAAGAUAAACAGACAGAAAUAUAUAAUAUAAAAAAGAAAGAAAAGAAAAAAAUUACUAAAGUAUUAAAUAAAUUUCAUUUUAUCAUAAAAAAAAAAUAUAUAUCAAAAUUUACAAAAAAAAAAAUUUCUUUUGAUGUUUUAUUAGUAACAAUAAUACUCUAUAAAGAUAUAUAUUCGUAUAUAUUCAAAGAAUUAAAUUGGAAUUUUUUUUCUAUUAAAACUGUACAAUAUUUAAGGAGGCUUUAUAACUUGUAUCUAAAAACAAAGGAAUUAUUAAAAAAAAGAAGAGCAAAACAUGUUUUAUCUGAUUUUGAAAAGGAUCUAAAUGAGAGAUGUGUUGUUAUAUAUAUAUUUAAUCAAAUAAUUCCUUAUAAUAAGAAAUACAAAUACAAAAAAGAUAAUAAAUUAAUUAAUAAUAAAAUUAAUAAUAAAAUUAAUAAUAAAAAUUAUGUAGAUAAAUUUCCUAAAAAAAAUUUUUUACAAAAAAUAGAUAAAUUAAUUUUAGACAAUUUAAAAAUAAUAUACCAUGAAAAAGGCAAAAAUAUAAAUGAAGAAUAUAAACAAAAAAAAGAAAAAGAAAAUGAAAUGAAAAUAGAUAUAAUAAAAAAAAAAAAAUUUCAAUUAAAAAAUUUCUUAAAUGUGAUUUAUAUUCAUCCAUUAUAUAUUAUAAAUCAAAAGGUUAUAUUUAAUUAUAUGAACACAUAUGAAGAAGAAGUUAAUUUUUUUUAUGAAAAAGAUAUUUUCUCCUUAUUAUUUUGUGAAUUAUUUUAUUUACUAUUUUUAUUUCCAUCUAUAACUAUACAAUUAUUUAAAGUAUUUUUAUUAAAUAGAGAAUUUUUUGAUAUUUUAUUAGAAUUAUUUUUAAUAAAUAAUAAUGAUAAUUUUUAUGAUAAAAAAUUAAAAGAAAAUGAAAAAACGAAAAUAACCAAAACAUUAAAAAAUGACGUUAUUAAUAGUAAUAUUAACAACAUAAAUAGAAGUAAUAAUAAUGAUAAUAAUAAAUUAUGUAUUGUUGAUAUCGAAAAAAUAAAAAGUAGUAAAAUAAUGAAUAACAAUUUUUAUGAAAUAUUAAAAUCAACUAAAAAGAGAGAAAAUUAUAUAAUAAAAAAAUCCUAUAUUAUAUUUUUAAAAGUUUAUAAUUGUGUAAUACAUAUUUAUAUUGAUGUAUUAUUAGAAAAAUUAAAAAGAAAUGAUAUAACUAAUUAUUACAAUUUUAUAUAUAUAUUGAAAUUUAAUAAUUUAUUCAUUAAUAAUAUUUUUUUGUUUUCAUUGUGUUCAACAACUAUAUUUAUGUAUGAAGAAGAAAAAAAUAAAAAUAAUAAUUUAAAAGAAAAAUAUGCAAUCAUAAAAAAUACUUCUUCAUAUUCUACAAAUUAUAAUAAUCUAGAAAAUAUUGUUUAUAAAGAAGAUAUUCAUUUAUUCCAAUUACUUAAAAGACAAUUUGAAAUAUGUAAUAAAAUAUUAAAUAAAAUAUAUAACUUUCUUAUAUUAUUAGUUUUUUAUUAUAAUAAUGAAAGUGAAAUUAUAUAUUUCAAUAGUUUUAACGAAAAUAAUUCAGUAAAUCAAGAAAAGUAUGAAAAAUUUAUAAUUGUACUAAAUGAUGUUGUUCUAUAUUUUCAUAUAAAUUAUAAAUUAAUAGAAAAUAUUUUCAAUUAUUAUUUUAACAAAAUAAAUAAAAAAAAUACUACAAAAAAUUAUUACAACAAUAAAUGUAUCAUAUAUGAAAUUUUUAUAUCUACAAAUACUUUUUACUGUCAUAAUAAUAAAAAUAUUUAUAAUAUUUUUCUUUAUUUGUUUAAUUAUAUUGAUGAUUUAUAUGUAAAAUCAAUAAUAAAAAAUGGUGUGUAUUCAAAUAUUCAACUAAAAAAAAAUGAAGACCUUUUGUUUUAUAUAAAUAACUCUAGGAUAAAAAACAUUCAUUUUUUAAACUAUUUAUUUAAUAUAUGUCAAGAACAGGUAGAUAAACAAAAUUUUCUUUAUUUAGAUAAAUUAUUAAAUAAUUUUAAAUGUCUUAAAAAUUUAAGUAUUUUAUACUGUUUAGAAAAUAAUGAAGAUGUAAAUAUAAAUCAAAAAUGUUUAUCUGAAUUAAAAUCUUGUAAGGAAAAUAUUUAUUUAUAUAAUUACAUAGAAGAUAUAAAAGUUAAACUAAAGAUUGCUUGUUUAAUUUACAAUUUUUUAAGAAAAAACAAAAAUAUAUCAAAAUAUAUAGAUAAUAAAUUAUCAAAAAGAGUUAUAUAUUUAAAAUUAAAGACUUAUUCUAAUGCUUUUAUUUUAAAUGAGUUAAAUUUAUUACAACAUUUAAAUUAUCAUUUCAUAGUUAAAUUAAAAAAUAAUAUUAAAAAUCCUCUAUAUAGAAAAGAAAUAAAUAUUAAUAAUAAUUUUAUCAUUUUUUAUUUGAUAAUUAAAAAUGUAUAUUUAUACUUAAUAAGAAAUAAAAGAAUGGAAAAUAUAAAAAAAUAUUAUAAAUUGAUAACAUAUAACGAAUGUAGGAUAAAAAUGUUGUUAUACAUAUUUAUAUUAUUAUUUAGAUGUAUAGGGUAUGGAAAUAUAAGAUCUAAAACGUUUAUAUAUCUAAUUGAAUUUUUGUAUUCAAAAUUAAAAGUUAUAAAAAAUGAAAAAUCUAUAUUUUUUUCAAAUAUAAAAACAUUAUUACUUCAAAUUAUUGAAGAUGUGCAUAUUCGUUUAUGUAUUUUUUUUGAAAAGUAUUGUAGACAAAAAAAAUUAUUAAAUAUUAAUGUUGAAUUCGAUGAAAAUGAAAAAUAUAAAAAAGAAUCACACACAAAAUACAUUAAAGAAUUACAUCAAAAAGAUAUAUAUAAUUUAAAAGAUAUCAAUCAUAAUAAAAUUGAAGAAAAUGAUAAUAAAAAUAGAAAAUUAAAUGAAAGAACAAGUAAAAAUAUAAAUGGAAAUUAUAUUAAAAAUUUAAAUGAAAAUAAAGGAUUCUUAAAAGAUGUUAAUACAAGAAGAUUUGAACAUUUUAGUAGGGUUUAUCUUUUUUCUAAAUUAAAUUUUUUAAAUUUAAUGAAAAAUGUAUUACAUAAAAAAAUAGAUGUUACACAUUUAUGUAAAUAUAAAAAAGGGUUAUUCUAUAAAAAAAAAAAAUUUUAUAUUUAUUGUCUUUUAGCAAAAUUUGUAAAGAAUUUCAAUAAGAAUAAUUUUUUUUGUUUUAGUGAAACUUUACAUUUUGAUAAUUUAAAAAAUAAUAAAAAUUUUGAAAAAUAUUUCUUUGAUUUGAUAUUUAGUGACCCACAAGAAUAUAUAUUUAAAAAUAUAGUUGAUAAAAAAAAAAAACAUCUCAAUAUUUUAAUAUACAAUAGAUAUAAGAACCAUUUUUCAAAAAAUUACAUUUAUAAUUUAAUAUUUUAUAUAAAUCUAAAUUCAUUAUUUAAAAAAAUGUAUAUGAAUAAUUCUAAUUUAUUCUACAAAAAAAAAGGAAACAGAAUUGAAUAUAACAAUAAAAUGUUAAUAAAUUUUUUAAAUUAUAUGGUUUUUUAUUAUAAAAAAUGCAAAAGGAAUGAAUUAAAUCGUUAUAUUUUCAUAAACAGCGAAAACGUAGAUUUUUUUUUACUGUAUGACUUUCUUAAUAUAUGUAUAUCAUAUUCGAAUAUGAUUGAAAAAGGAAUUACAUUAUUAAAAUUUAUAAAAAACAAAAUAUUAAAAAUAAUAACAAAGAUAGAAAUGAAGAGAAAGAGAAAAAGUAACACUUUUUUUAACUUCCUUAUGUAUUUUAUAAAUAGAUUACAUGUAUUAAUGAAUAUUAAAAAAGAUCAAAAAAAUAAUAAAGACCUAAAAAAUAAAGAUUAUUUUGAUACUACAAAAAAAAGUAACAAAAAAAAAAAUAAGAGUAUUUUAUUAAAUAGAUAUUUAUUAUUGAAGUCUAAUUCUUUAAAAGUUCAAACAAAAUUAAUUGAAAAAUAUUUUAUAGAUUUAUAUAAAAAAAAAGAUUUUCUAAAAGAUAUGUUUUUUUUUUUUAAUAAUUUAAAAAAAAAAAAUAAUAAAUAUUUAAAUAUUAGUUAUAGUGAUAUGAAUGCAGCUCUAGAGAAAUACUGUUUGUUGCUAUUAGAAAAUGAUGAACUUUUAUAUAUAAAUUAUUUAUUUUAUUUUUUCUUAUAUUCUAAUAUUUUAAUAAAUAAUAUAUACAAUUCAAUAACUGAUUAUAUUUCAUCAAUAGAUUUUUAUGAGCAUAUUUUUAUAAAAAAUAAGAAAAAUUUAAAGAUAACUUAUGAACAAAAAAUUAAUUAUAAUUUAUUUUAUUUAUUUAGUAUUGAUAUAUUUAUUAUAAUAAAAUAUUUAUUGUUUGUUUGUAAUUCAUAUAUAAAUGUAAGAAAACUUUGUUCUUUAUUUUUUAUUAAUUAUCAUAAAAUUAUUGUUGAAAAUGUUGAAACGCAUUUUUCUUUAAAAAAUAUGUUUUAUGAGGAAAAUACUGCCAAUUUAAAAAAUAAUUUUAUUCUUUCCUUUUUUACAACAAAUUCUAUUAAAGAAAUAAAGUAUAAAAUAGAUUUUAAAAGAAUUUAUGAAAAUAAAACGAUUAUUGAAAGACAUUUAACUAGUAAUUUCUUAUUUUUAUUGGAAGAUAAUAAUGUCUUAAUGAAGUUGAAAGAAAAAAUUUUAAAUAGAAGAAAAAAAAGAAAAAUAUGUAAUUUAAAUAUAUUGUAUGACUAUUAUAUUGAUUUUCUUAUUAACAGAUGUUGCAUAAAAUGUGAUAAUUGUUAUAAUGAAAAAAAUAAUACCAUUGAGAAGAGUAUCAAAAUUAGAAAUAAAGAUAAUAUAAUUUGCAGUAGAGAAGAUAUGAAAAAUACUUAUUCUUUUGAGGAAAAUAAAAAUAACAUAGAUAAAAACGACUAUAAAGAACACACAAAAGAUAUAGAAAAGAAAAAUAAAUUAAUGAACAUUUUUAUAUGCUUAGAAAAAUGUGAUUAUUAUUUUCCUUUUAUAUUUAAUACUUUAUAUUCCUUUUAUUUUUCAAAAAAAUACAACUAUUUGAAUAAAUUUAUAAAAGAAAGAUAUAAUUAUAUAAAUAAGGUUUUUAAAAUUUGCAAAAAUGAAAAAAAGGAGGAUGACAGCAUAUUAGAAAUAAACAACAAGUCUAUUAAAGAUGUGUAUUUCUUAAAAUAUUAUGAUUUAUUAAAUUUAAAUAAUUACACUAAAUGCAUCUUUUAUACUACUAUAUUUGAUAACCAACAUAAUAUUGACUGUUUAUACAUUUAUAAAAUUUUAAAAGAAGAAAAAAAUAACAAAAAUAUGAUUGCUAUUAUAGAAUCUAAACUAAAUAGUUUUUAUCUCACAUAUUUUAACAUUAAUAAAAAUAAAAUUUUUGUUGAUAAAUUAAAAACAAAUGAAUUAUACGAAUAUGCUUUAAAUAAUAACUUAGAAUUAUCAUCUCAAUUAAAAAUUAUUAUAAAUGUAAUUAUGAAAGACCAUAUAUUGAAUAAAUUAAGUUUUAGUCAAGUUGUCUUAUUAUUAGAAUCAUGCUACUCUAAAAAAGAAAAAUUUUUAAGAAAAAAAGAAAAUUCAAAAAUUUUCAAGAGUAAUAAUAUAAAUUAUGAUGAAGUAAACUGUGAGAAUUUUGAAGCACUACCUAACAAUUUUUUCAAUAACAUAAUAAAAUUAAACAUAUAUUGUGAAAUUUUUAAAUUAAUUAAAAAAAUUAGAAAAAAUCUAAAAGAAACUAAAAAAAAAUACUCAUGGAUAAAUUACUACAAAAUAAUUUUAAAAAAAAAAGAAAGUAAUGAUGAAGUUUUAAAUUUUAUUAUAAAAAAUAAGUUAUUUAAAUACUAUUUAUUUUAUUUAAAAUUUAAAAAUUGUAUAAAUAAUCCUAAAAAUUUAAUAAAAUGUAAUAGUAUAUAUCUUCUUUACUUAUGGAAUAAAAAUAAUUUCAACAAAAAAAAAAUUAUUAUGUUUUUAAAUAGUUUAAAAAAAUCUGAAAUUAGAAAAAUAUUAACUUAUAUUUAUUAUAAAAAUAGCGAUAAUAACAUUUAUUUAUUUUAUUAUUAUUUAUUACGUCACUUCAGAUAUUCUUAUAUAAAAAAAUUUUAUUUGUUUUCAUUAAUUUAUAAACAUUUAGGUUUUAAUAUUACUAAAAUGAAAUAUAAAAACAUAAUUUCUUUACUUUUGAAAUAUAAUAAAAUAGAUUUAAUAAAAUAUAUUCUAAAAUUCAAUUUAUUUCAUACUAGUAUAUUUACAUUUUAUUAUUAUGCUUUUUUAAACCUUCAUAUUGACAUAAAAAAAUAUAACAAUAAAUUUAAGGAAAAACGUAAUAAUGAAAAAAAUGAUAAAAUAUUAAUACCAUAUAAUUUAUCAAAAUGCAUAAUUUUUUUGCAAUUAAGUGUUCUUAUUAGAUCUGCAAAUUUUGAAUUUAUUUAUUCUACCUUUUUAUAUAUUUUACAGUCUAUAUAUGAUAAAAUUUGUGAAAAUAUAAAGAAAUGUGUAAAUUCAAAAGAUAGAGUUAGAUUAAAGCAAAGAUAUGAUAAAAUAAUAAAAAUUAGAAGAAUUGAUGAAUUAAAUAAAAAAACAAAAGAAGAUAUAGAAAAUUUAAAAAUUAAAAAAAAAUAUAGUCUAUUUAAUAAUUUUCAUAAAUAUUAUAUCAAAAAUAAAAAUAAAAACAUUUAUAUGAGUAAAUAUUGUAUUAUUAAUAACGAAAAUAAUGAAAACUUUAUAAAUGAAAAUGAAAAAAUUAAUAUUAAUAAUGAUAAUAACAUUAAUAUAAGUUACAAUAAUUAUAGUAAUAUAAAUGAUGUAAGUACUAAUAUACUAAUUUAUACAUUUUAUAAAAUUUGUUUUUUUUUUUUUGAAAAUUAUAAAGAAUUAAGAAAUUCAAGCAAAUUAUUGUGUACAUUAUUACCAUUAUUAAUAUACAUUAGAAUUUCUUUAAAUUAUCAAAUAAAUAUCAAGUCAAUUGUUAAAUUAAAUAUAAAAAAGUUAAUAGAUUUUCUAAAAGUAAAAAAUUUUAAUAUAUGUAAUAAUUUAAUUCACAGAAUAUUUUCAUCUUAUUAUUAUAAUAUAAAUUCCUUUGGUGCUAUUAAUGAAUCUUCUUUAUUUUAUACUUUUUUUAAUAAAAAUAGAAAAUCUAAAAACUUUAAAGUUAUCAAAAAUAUAAUAACUUUACUUAGAUGUUGUAGUACAUUUACUAAAAGUAUACAUGGCAAUACACUUUUAAAAAAUUUAUCAAAAAUCAAUAAUUUUUAUAAAUAUACUUAUGAUAAUACAACAUAUAUUUAUAGGAGAUUGAUUGAUAUGAACAAAAUAAUAUAUGACCAAUUAAAAGAUGAUAAGGGAAAUAAUUGUUUAAAGAAUUUAUUUUUUGAAGAUAGUGAGUGGAUAUAUGUAAAAGAGGAGGGAAAUAUAGCAAAAAAUAAAGAAAAAUCUGUUGUUAAAAUGUAUAAAAAGUUCAAAAUAAUAAAUAAAGAAAAAAUAUUAAGUAGAAUUCAAAAUAUUCGCUUUAAUAUAAUAGUAUUUUAUUGUGAUCUUUUAAAUAAAAAUAAGCUGUCUUUAUAUGCUACACUUAAUUUGUUUUUUUCCUUUUUUUUCAAUUUUCAUUAUUGUAAUAAUAUUUAUAAAAAUUAUAAAAAUCUAUUCUCAUAUUUUAAUAAUUUUUAUAUAUUUCAAAAAAUGAGAAACUGUGAAAAAACAAAUAAUAUAAAUAUAAAAGAAAUAGAAAUAUUUAAAAAUAUAAGAAGAGAAAGUUGUUAUAAGGUGAAUUCCUAUUAUGAAACAUAUAACAAGAAUUUUUCAGAAAAUUGUAAUAAGACUUAUAAGAUAAUUAUCCAAACAAAAUGUUAUAAUUAUCACUCAUAUUUUAUUUUAAAAGAUAAUAUUCUUAACAAAAUUAGAAAAAAUAAUUUAUACUGUAAAAGAAAAAUCAAUUAUAUAAAUAAUUUUUUUAGUUGUAAUAAUUUAUUAAGCAUUCGUAAAUAUGUAAAUAGUGAUAAUUAUUUAUUUUAUGAACAAAUUGUAAAAAGUAGGUUAAAUAAUGAUUUAUAUGAAUAUCCAUCAAAUAUAUAUUCAGUUUUCUCUUCUAUUUUUAUCAAGAAGCAUAUCAUAAAUAACAUAACUUUUUCUUAUUUUUAUAACUAUUAUAAUAACAUUCAUUUUACAAAUUUUAAUGAAAAACUAGAAAAAAUAAAUACAUUUACACAGAAAAAAUUAUUUAUGUAUUUAAUAAAAUUAAUAAAAAAUCCAUAUGUAAUGAAAAAAAAAGAAAAAUAUGAGAAGAAAGAAUGUUUCCUUUUUUUUGAUAGUGUUAUAAACUCAGUCGAUGAAAAAAUAAAUAUAGUAACAAAAAAUAAUGCGAUCUGCGAAUUAAAAAAAAAAAAAAUUUGUCAAUAUGAAAAUGUAAAAAAUAAUUUAACAAAUUAUAGAAAAUACUUUAAUAAAAAAACCACUUUUAUUUAUUCUAAUUAUGUAAAACAAAAAAAAAUAAUUAAUAUUAUUGAUAUAUUUAAGAAAAAACUACAAAAAUUUCAGAACUAUAUAAUUCUACUACAUAAUAAUUCAUUAGAAAAAACAAUUUUUGAAUUUUAUACUUCUAUAGAAUUAAUAGAUUAUUAUGAAUAUUUUUUUUAUGAUGUCAAUAAUUAUUCUUAUCCUUUAUGUUACAAAUAUGCUAGUAACAAUCCAUAUAUUUUGUUAGAAUAUUUAAAAAAAAAUGUUAAUGAAAUAUAUGACAACAUAACUUAUUUGAAGAAUAAAAAAAUAAUUAACAAAAAAAAUAUAAGUAAAACUCAAAAAUUUUUUUUCUUAAUAUCACUAUUAUUACCACAUUCUACUAAAUGUGUUAAAAUGAGAAAUUAUAAAAACUCAUCAGUUGAUAAAAACUACUUAAAUAUUUUAAAAAUAUAUUUCUCUUUGACUAAUUUAAUGAAUAUUUAUACCAAAUAUGAUUUACCUAAUAGAUGUUUCAAAUUAAUUAUUCAAAAUAAUGUUGGAUCUUUUUAUUUAACAUAUAUAAUUAAAAGGGCAUAUAAAUACAAUUAUAUUUAUAAAAUAUUUCAGAAAAUACAUAAUUUAAAAAAUUAUAAUCUUCAACAUGACAUGAAACUCUAUUUACUCAAAAAAAAAAUGUAUACUUUACUUUCUAAUUAUCUGAUUUUUUCUAAUGAUUACUUAAAUGCAGCUAUCAUAUGUGUAUAUAAUUACUCUAUUUCUCAAAAUAUAGAUAUGAAAUAUGGAUAUUUAAAUAAUGCCUUAAUAAAUUUUACUCUGAUUAUUAAAAAUUUAGAAAUUUCAAAUAAAAAAAUUAAAAAUAAUUCUAAAACUAGUGUUGUAAAGAUUUUUUAUGAUAACUUUAUAUUUCAUAAAAAUAAAAAAAAUAAAAGUAAGAAUAAAAGAUUGUAUUAUUUGAGUAACUUUAACACCUUAUUUGAAGAGAUGCAUAAAAAUAAAAGUCAAUUUACUUCUAUUGAAACCAUAUUAAGGUGUAUAGAUUUAAUAACGUUACAACAGAAUUUAUUAAAUAUAAACUUAGAUAGUUCUAUUAAUAUAAUUAAUUGUAAAAAAAUAGAUAUAAAUUUUUGUAUUAAUGUAUUAAUUUAUAAAAGAAUUUACAAUUUGGCAGAUAAUGUAAUAAAUUUUUUCAAAUGGAAUUAUAUUUUUACUUAUUGUUUGUCAUCUGUCUUUUGUCUUUUUAUAAAUAAGAAUUUAAAUUUUCUUCAUGAUAUUAUAUUUUAUAUUAAAAUAAAAUUAAAUAAUUACGAUAUUAACAUUUUCAUCUUGCACGUAGUUUAUCUAUAUUUAGAAUGUAGAAGCAAAUUAAAAUAUAUAUAUGAACACAUUGAAGAAAUAUAUAAUAAGAAAAAAUGUUUUUGUAUAAAAAAGGAAGAUGUUAAUAUACCAAAACAUAACAUAAAAGAAAAAAUGGUUGAUGAAGAGAAAAAUAAAUUAAAAGAUGACAUUUGUAAAAUAAGGGAUAACUUAAAAGUAGAAAAUGAUAUUGAAUUUAAUCUAGAUAGUGUUAAUAAUAUAUUGACAUAUAUUAAUGAUAACGAUUUCUUAUUUUAUUCGCACACCUUAAUUUAUAUUCAUGAUAAAAGUGAAUAUAAAAAUUUAUUUAAGAAUAUGAAAAAUUUACUAUUUACUAAUUUAAAUAAAAAUGAUAUUUAUAAAACUAUAAUAUGUGCUUAUAAAUACAUAUAUAAAAAUAAAAAAAUAAAUUAUAAUUUUAUUUAUGAUAAUAAAUUCUAUUUUAAAAAAAUAAAGAGAAAUUGUUUUAGUGUUAAACUUUCUAAAAAUAUUUAUGAAGACUAUAACUUUUCUAAAGUAAUAUCAUUAGCUAAAAAAUAUCCUGAUAAUAUUAAAAAAAAUAUAAUAAAUGAUAUUAUAACAAUUUAUAAUUUAUCUUUUUCAAAAAAAAUAAAAUAA
This is a messenger RNA of Plasmodium gallinaceum, 10611 nucleotides long. RefSeq names its product conserved Plasmodium protein, unknown function. The annotation marks the transcript as partial. The record is from RefSeq and is a predicted model, not a curated record. The transcript is spliced from 10 exons. NCBI's taxonomy places the organism in Eukaryota, Apicomplexa, Aconoidasida, Haemosporida, Plasmodiidae.